AGUGUGUUAGUUCGUCCUCGCGCUGAGGGCGACGAGGUAAGGGGGUGGGAGGUGGUUCUGUUCAAUAUCCCGUGAGGACCAGAUUGUGAUAGCGGAGGUAGCGACUCGUUAUCUGUAUUGGGAUGAGGCGUGGGAUGACGGCAGCGGUGGUGGUCUGUUUCUGAUCUGCGAGGAAGAGGGGGGAUGGGGCGGUGUGGAUGUGGAGGACACAAAGUACCGAACAGGGGCAAGGCAUCGGCAGUGCCAGGCCCCGGCCAUGCCCAUGCCCCUGCCUGUGAACAACAAAGCCACAUUGCCCAGCCCGCCACGGCUGCUGCUGCUGCUGCUGCUGCUGCGACCGAGGCGGUGGCGGCGGCGGCGGCUGUGGGCCUGGCGGAGCCCGUAGGGCCAGGACGACGUGGAGUCGACGUCGAGCCGAGCCGAGAGCCGCAACUAUUCCACUCCAGUCCAUUCCCCUAUCAACUGCAGACAGCGUGGCGGAAACGCGCUCGCCUUGCCUCGGCCCCGCGGAGAGCUGCUGAGGUCCCCUGGAGCCGCGCCCGGCCGCGCCGCGCCGUGCCCCGCCACGCCCCGCCACGCCACGCCGGAUAUGUGACGACGGAGGACUAGCCGGCGGCAGCAACAAGGGGCAAUCUCGGAAGAUAUGAAGUGACAUUGAAUCGGGCGCGACCCAAAGUUUUCGAGUGCUGUGUUGCAUAUUGAAGUUUCGGUGCGCUCAGCUCUGCUCGCCCCGCCCCGCGUCGCAGAGACUACUCGGACAUGGGGGAAGGACCGAGCAGGACUUUGAACCCGCGGAAGUGAGCAAGUGAGUUAGGAGGAAGUGGAAGCUGGGGUAGAGCAGGAGCAGGGGAGGGGGCCGGCCGAAGGAGAGUGGCUGAGCUCCGCCAGCUCCGCCAGCUCCGCCAACCCGGCCCGGCGACGACGCGGGCCCUCGCAGCCCGCCCCGGCAUGAAUGGUUAUGGACGCGGUCUGCUCGGACCCAGACUCGUCCCUGGGGCUCGCCGGCCUCUUCAGUCUACCCCCGCUGCUGGGGGGAGCCCCCGCCGCCGUGCCCGUGUCGGCCCCCGCGGGCUGCAUGGGGGCGGGGGCGGGGCCACCGGGGGCGUGGGGGCAGUACCCCGACCCGCCCCCGGUGAUGCUGCUGGCCCACGACGCCAACCUGAGCCCUGCAGUGCCGCUGAGCCCCGCCCGGGUGGGCUGUCACUUCUGGCCCGACACGUGCAGCACUCCAGGCUCCGCCACGUCCACGUCCUCGUGGGCCGGCGAGUUCUCCGAGCUGGACUCGGAGCUGGACUUCCUGCUAGGCGACGGCGGCGCGCUGUCGCUGUCGCUUUCCCUCUCUGAGGGCUCGUCGUGCACCUCGCCUCUGCCCGAGCGCACGCCCCUGUGCACCGAGUUCUGCGACGGCUUCCUGCAGGAGAGCGCACAGGAGCUGGCGUUCGCCGCGUACGCCCCCAGGAUGGUCGUCCUCGGCGUGGACCUCCCCGCCCUCGCCAGCCACUACUCAGAUCCGUCCGAGACGUGCCGUACGGGCACCGCGGCGUCCCCGUGGACGCAGACCCUACCAGCCUCCUCGCGGCCGACGCCGCCGAGGCCGCCACCACCACCACCGGCUGUGGUCCGGGGCCGCGGCGGAGGCCACCGCAGCACCGAGGCGGCCCUGGCCCUCGCCGCCCACGACUACAGCAAGCAGCUCAAGACCGCGGCCUCCGAGCAGGACGUGGGCGCUGCGGCUCUGGACGACAAGGUGUUCCCCUGCCCGUUCGGCGAGUGCGGCAAGCUGUACGCCAAGUCCUCGCAUCUCAAGGCGCACCUCAGGCGGCACACCGGCGAAAAGCCCUUCGCCUGCACCUGGGUCGGCUGCGGCUGGAGGUUCUCGCGGUCCGACGAGCUAGCCCGGCACCGACGCUCUCACUCGGGCGUCAAGCCCUACCAGUGCAAGAUCUGUGACAAGCGGUUCGCACGCUCCGACCACUUGACGAAGCACCUCAAGGUGCACCGUCGGCACCGCUGGCUGCAGGAGCGGCGGGCGCCGGUGGCGGUGCACGGCGGCGGCGCGGGAGGAGCGGCGGCGGCGGCGGCCUCCGGGGGCGGCGCGGCGGGCUCGCCCGGGUGGCGGCGUCCCCGCGCCGGCUGUAAGACUGAAACUUACUUGUGAAAAUAUAUAUGAUAUAUGAAAUACUCAAACCAACAGAAACUGUCUGGCUGCGCGAUGCGCGAGUUGAUUGAUUCCUGGUAGCCGGCCUCGUUAUCUGACGACACACAGCAGCAGCAGCUCACAGCACGACACCGCGUCACGUGUCCCGCCGCGGCAUGCGCGCCAGUACGUUUCAGCCGAACAGCGCUGACGCUGGCUGACGCUGGCUGACGCACCGCCGCAUGUCAGCUGUCGCUCCCGGGGGACUCCCCGGGCCGCCCUUCCGCAGGACUCGUUAUCCCUCCUGAGCCAGGGGGCAGGGCAGGGGUGCGCCCGCCGCACCCUCCCUUAUUGCUGCCCAGCGACACGAGGGCGGAGCGGGAGUCAAGUGCUCAGCCAAGCAGGUAAAAGUGGGCGUUUUGUGCCAAUAAAUGAUUUCAUGCUACCCACGGUGGGUGAUUCUACCACACACGCAGAAGAAAGUCGAACCUCUGCUAAUUUUUCAGCACCGGGGCGUUAAAGAAUUAACUGA
This is a messenger RNA of Frankliniella occidentalis (western flower thrips), 2669 nucleotides long. RefSeq names its product Krueppel-like factor 7. NCBI's taxonomy places the organism in Eukaryota, Metazoa, Arthropoda, Insecta, Thysanoptera, Thripidae. Bases 953 to 2158 code for a protein of 401 amino acids. Gene Ontology annotation, molecular function: RNA polymerase II cis-regulatory region sequence-specific DNA binding; DNA-binding transcription factor activity, RNA polymerase II-specific. Gene Ontology annotation, cellular component: nucleus. Gene Ontology annotation, biological process: regulation of transcription by RNA polymerase II. The transcript has 5 exons. The record is from RefSeq and is a predicted model, not a curated record.